This is a messenger RNA of Galleria mellonella (greater wax moth), 2067 nucleotides long. RefSeq names its product trafficking protein particle complex subunit 4 (gene Trs23). The transcript has 4 exons. Gene Ontology annotation, cellular component: TRAPP complex. The record is from RefSeq and is a predicted model, not a curated record. The coding region runs from base 117 to 770 and encodes 217 amino acids. NCBI's taxonomy places the organism in Eukaryota, Metazoa, Arthropoda, Insecta, Lepidoptera, Pyralidae. Gene Ontology annotation, biological process: endoplasmic reticulum to Golgi vesicle-mediated transport.
CUAUGAUCAAUCAAUGUCAGUCACAGUUGUCUCGGCUCGAAUAUUUCAAUAUUUUGUUGUAUUGAUGAUUUUCCAUAAAAUUUAUAUCACUUAAAUUAAGAAUUAAAUCAAAUCCAAUGGUGAUAUACGGUAUAUACAUCGUCAGCAAGUCUGGCGGACUUAUUUACAAUUACGACCAUGUUAUACCAAAGGUGGAAACUGAGAAAACGUUCGGGUUUCCACUUGAUCUUAAACUACAAUAUGAAAACAAGAAGGUGGUUGUUGCUUUUGGGCAGAGGGAUGGCAUAAACGUGGGACACGUAUUGCUUUCUAUAAAUGGAGCACCAGUAAAUGGACGUACAUUAGAAGAUGGUAAAGAUGUUUUUGAAGUAAUAGAAACAAAGGAAAAUUACCCUCUAAGUUUGAAGUUUGGUCGUGCUCGUGCCACAACCAAUGAGAAAAUAGUGUUGGCCAGUAUGUUCUACCCGCUUUUUGCACUCGCCAGCCAACUGAGCCCUGUCCCCAAGUGUUCGGGCAUUGAGUCGUUAACUGCUGAUACGUUCAAGCUAUCUUGCUUCCAAACAUUAACAGGUGUUAAAUUUAUAAUAGUGACAGACCCCAAUAUGCAGGGUUCGGAGGUGGUACUCAAACGGAUAUAUGAACUGUACUCAGAUUAUGCUUUAAAAAAUCCAUUCUACUCACUAGAAAUGCCAAUUAGAUGUGAACUGUUCGAUACAUCGCUGCACACAUUGUUAGAACUAGUAGAAAAAUCUGGAACUGCAAAUUUAUAGUCAAAAUAAAUGAUCAAAUGUAUUAAUAAAAUUAUUAUGUUUUUUCACAGUCGACAAUGCACAUGUGUUGCUUCCAAAGGCUAUGGUAACCAUUUACCAUCUGUAAAUACCAACUAUAUGCCACUGUCAUUCUAUAAUAAAAACUAUUAAUAUUUAUUACCUGAAAGUAUAAAAAUAAAAGUGAAUAAAGCCACCAUCAGAUUAUAAUAAUUGACUGUAAACUUAUUUGCCAUGUUUGAUAUAUAAAAAUAUUUAACAAUAUUUUAACAUCAUUUUAAUUACCUAUACAUCUUAUUUACUGGUGGAUGGCUCUCUGUAAUGAUCUACCGAAAUUUAAAAUGCUGAGCUCAUUUUUAUAUAAAUUUUUUUAAACAUUACUAAUAUCAAUGUUUAAAAAAAUUUAUAUUGAUAAAAUUUUCAUCAUAAUUUUAACUCAUUUUAAAAUGAUGAAAUUGAGUAGUCUCAACACAAUGUAUAAAGUGGACAGUCUGUUACCAUUCUAGUAAUAUUAUUAAUAAAAAAGUUUGUAUGGAAGGAUGGAUUUUUGUUAUUCUUUCAAGCAAAAACUACGGAAUGGAUUUGAAUGAAAUUUAGUACAUGGGUAGGAUAUAUCCUAACUUAGCGCAUAGGAUACUAUAUGUAUUGAUUCACGCAGGCGAAGCUGCGCGAUACAGCUAGUAUUAAAUAUACAGGUAAAAUGUUUUAUUAAGUUCAAUAGCGUUUUAUUGGACUUUUACAAUGCAAUUUUUAACCCUUAAAUGCCUGAUUUUUUAAAUCAAAUUAAAAAAUAUAUAAAUUUACCUUUUACUGUGUUUACUAAUGGAGAAAAAUAGUAAAAAAAUCAAAACGAAAUUUUUAUAUAUUUAUUUUGAAAAAAACAAUUGGUAACAUGUAAACAGCCAAAUAUUAAAACAAAAUCGAUUGUAGGCGCCCAAUGCGAUUUAUAACCCAGGUAUCAAAUUUGAAGCUUCAGGUAUUUAAAGGUUAAAUGCAAUAUUAAUGAAUUCAAUUAAACUCGUGUUUUUUACCUGUAUCUGUAUUGUUAUAAAUGCUACUAGCAAACUAUCUCUGGUUUACUUAUCUUCCAUUCAUUGUUGUCACAUCGUCUCAUACUAGUUCAUUAUUCCAAUGAGGCGAGUAAAUUCAUAUAUUUUCAACAUUAAAUUAUUAAAAUUCAAUAUUUAAAAGUGUAUAUGUACUUGUAUAUUGUUACCUAUUUAAUUUACUUGUAAGAUUUAUGCCUAUGUAGGAUUAUAAGUUAAUUAUUUAAUAAUAAACCAAAUUAUUUUUUAUCCAA